Symbiodinium sp. CCMP2456 is the source of this 393-nucleotide messenger RNA. The record is from the annotation of a GenBank genome assembly. Lineage: Eukaryota; Dinophyceae; Suessiales; Symbiodiniaceae.
AUGGCUGCAGAUCGGCUUGCAACCGAGGCUCGCAGCUUCGCGAGCUACCUCGCUUCGCACAUGGCCUUUGUUGCCUGGCUGCUCUGGGUGUUCACUCCCGAUGAGCGGUUACAAAGUUGGGGCAUCUCCUACUAUCCAGAUCGGUGGUGGGGAGUGGCACUUCCCGUUUACGUGAUCCCAUUGGCCAUCUUCGUGUUCCUGACCUACAAUGCCUUGAACAUGCUUUCGGCUUGCCCGCUGGACUCCGUGAACAUGUACCGAGAUGCCAGCACUCCCCUUACAGACGAGCUUUUCGCAACAGCUGGUGACAUCCCGGACUUACAGGACGUGUCCCUCUCGACUGUGAACCGAAAUACCGUCUUACAGCGAUGCGGAUCUAUCCAGGUGAACUAG